Messenger RNA from Micropterus dolomieu (smallmouth bass), 4619 nucleotides. RefSeq names its product ribosomal protein S6 kinase beta-2-like. Bases 128 to 1540 code for a protein of 470 amino acids. The record is from RefSeq and is a predicted model, not a curated record. NCBI's taxonomy places the organism in Eukaryota, Metazoa, Chordata, Actinopteri, Centrarchiformes, Centrarchidae. Gene Ontology annotation, biological process: signal transduction; protein phosphorylation. Gene Ontology annotation, molecular function: protein serine/threonine kinase activity; ATP binding. The transcript has 17 exons.
UGACGUGGGAGGUCGAAGGUCAACACCAAGCGUCAACAACACCGCUGAGAUUUCGUGCUGGACAGAGGGGCAUGAAGGGGACCUAACUCUGUGUACCUUUGCAGAGUUGAUAUCUGACAUAUCGAGGAUGGCAGGAGUGUUCGACAUCGACUUGGAGACUGAGGACGUCAGCGAUACUGACGAUGAUGUCUGUGACUUCACAGUGACAGAACCAGAGAAUGGUCAGACGGAGGAGGUGGAGUUGACCAGUGAAAUAGUCAACAGAGACAGUGAGAGAGUUGGACCGGACUGCUUCGAACUUCUCACUGUGCUGGGGAAAGGAGCCUAUGGCAAGGUUUUCCAGGUGAGGAAGGUUCAAGGUGGUCAGAUGGGGAAAAUAUUUGCCAUGAAGGUCCUGAAAAAGGCUAAGAUCGUGUGCAACGCUAAAGACACGGCGCACACACGAGCAGAGCGGGAGAUCCUGGAGACGGUGAGACACCCGUUCAUCGUGGAUCUGCUCUACGCCUUCCAGACUGGGGGGAAGCUCUACCUCAUACUGGAGUGUCUGAGUGGAGGGGAAUUGUUCAUGCAGCUGGAGAAGGAAGGCAUCUUCAUGGAGGACACUGCUUGUUUUUAUCUAGGAGAGAUCACAUUGGCCCUAGGUCACCUCCAUUCUAACGGGAUUAUUUACAGAGACCUCAAACCUGAAAACAUCAUGCUCAGUCACCAAGGACACAUCAAGUUAACUGACUUUGGCCUCUGUAAGGAAUCGAUUCAUGAUGGAUCGGUCACACACACCUUCUGUGGCACCAUAGAGUACAUGGCUCCAGAGAUCCUGACCAGGUCAGGUCACAACAGAGCAGUAGACUGGUGGAGCCUGGGGGCCCUGAUGUACGAUAUGAUGACCGGAUCACCUCCGUUCACAGCUGAAAACAGAAAGAAGACCAUUGACAAGAUCUUGAAGUGUAAACUCAAUCUGCCCCCAUACUUGACCAUCGAUGCAAGGGACCUCAUCAAGAAGCUGUUGAAGAAGAAUCCAGCCCAAAGACUUGGCUCCAGUAAAGCAGACUGUGCUGAUAUCCAGAAACAUCACUUCUUCAAGCACAUCGACUGGGAAGAUCUGCUGAACAAGAGAGUGGAGCCGCCAUACAAGCCACAGCUGCAGUCGGACGAGGACGUGAGCCAGUUCGACACCAGAUUCACCAGACAGACACCGGUGGACAGUCCGGACGACACCUCACUCAGCCACAGUGCGGAGCUCGCCUUCGCUGGUUUCACCUACGUGGCUCCAUCGGUCCUAGAGAGUCUAAAAGAAGGCUUCUCAUUUGAACCUCGAACACGACAUGUACGCCGACACAACAGCAGCCCACGCACGCCCAUCAGUCCUCUGAAAUUUUCCUCAGUCGGACCCUUCAAGUCCAGCAUGGACGGAGAGCAAGACCUCUUCUCUCCCACCUCUCCACCAGUAGCUCCAGUUUCUGUGCCAGUGGAAAACGGAGCUGCCAGUCAGCCCAUCAGGACGCCUGCGAGGAACAAGAAGCAGAAGGGACGUCGCCGAUGAGCAGGAGGAGCCAGCCUGGGCUCCAAGACCUUGUUCAGAAAUAAUCUUUAUGGUAUACAGUAAGACGGAGAGCUGUGUCUCCACACUUUUACUAGUGUGUAAAAGGGUUUUUUUUGAAGGGGUUUAACUCGUGAAAGUUUCUUAAUGCCAAAGUGGAAAGCUCUCACAGCUUCUCUCACAUUCAUCUCUGAAAACAAGUACAGCAGCACUUAAGGCUUACUGUUCAGGACUUCCUGUCUCUACACUGACUCAGUGGAUCCACAUACAAUUUUCAGGCUUUUAUUUUGCCAAGACCGUCACUUUAUUGCAUGAUGCUUUAAUUUACAGCUUCCAUAUGUCUGCUCUUAUAGGUCACACUGGCACUAAUAAAUGGGAAACAAUAACUUAUGUAACAGUAAUUUCUCCAAAUGGCACUAGAAAGCGGGCAGCCGUGGGUUUAUCUUCACUAAAUCUAUCAUGAGGAGUCAAGAUCACAUAAAUGAUCGAUUGAUUGGAACAGUUUUUCAUUUUGUGUGUAUAUGCUGGACCAAAGGGAAGCUGUGUUAUAAGAUUUGGGGUUUAAUUAGUUCAUCGGCUUUUAAUUACUUCAUUUGAGUUUGUGCAUAGAGGUCAGCUAUCACAGGCUUAACGUUUAAAUGAGAGAACCGAUGAAGGAUCACUUGGUCGAGGUCCUGAUUCUUUUCCAUGAAGGUUGAACUGUGAAAGUGACCUUCAGCUAUCAAGUAACUUGACUACGCAAACUUAAAGUAGUAAGAUUUGUUUAUGUUUUGGUGUUGGGACUGUAUCAUAUAGAAAUCUACCUUUUUGUAAUGCUACGUCGCACGCGGAAGAUAAAAUAUUCAUGAAUGUGAGAUUUGAUCUUCAGUGAUCACUGAAAUAUGGUGACAGUGUUUGUCAUUUCUCUGAGGUUUUCUUAUCAGAGAGUCUUCAUGUGUACUACCAAAGCCUUUCUCACACAUCCCAUUCUCGCAUUGUACAAACUGACCCAUCACACUAUAAUAGAUUGCACUAGCAAAGAGGGAUUUACUUUAUUAAUUUGGGUGAAUAAGAAGGUUGUAAUCCAUCAUCCUGCACCGAAAUAGCCCCCGCAUGGUAAUCCAAAUAUUACCUGUUUUCGCAUAAACGCAUACAUCCGUAUCAUUAGUACAAUGCACAGUCAAAGCAGGCUGUUAAAACCGGUGCUCUCAGAAAACAAAGUAUAACCUUGUAUAAAUAAAAAGUAUUUUGUCUUACCGAACAAAGCUAUUUUUACACAUGAAACCUAGUCAAACAGUAGUUUUAAUUAAAUAUUAAAAUCCUAGAUUUUGAAGUGUUUGAUUGUCAUUACCUGGCGUAAAUGUAAGGGGGUGAUGCUGGGUUAAGCCACUGCAGGCGUGCUCAGUCAAACACUAAUUCAGCUCUCGGAAGGAUCACAGAAACGCCGUGAGCUUCAUUUAAUGCCAAAAUUCUUUCAGCUAUAAUUUUAAAUUUAUUUAUUUUUUUCUCCCUUAGAAUAAAUGAGUCGUAGGUCGAGGUAAAUUGAACCAAAUCCUGGCUCAUGUCACUCUAUCUUUGAUCAUUACAGUGCAAUGUUCAUAGAGUACAGUGUUCAUAGUCUUAAGGCACAAAAACACCAGCAGCAGGGACAAAAUGAUCUUCAUCAGGGAUUGAAAGUGCAAAUAUUAGAAAUGAAUUUAGGGUAACAUAAUGUCAUAUUAAAAACUUGGUUAAACAAUCUAUGAAUUAUAAAGCUUUCAAUCAUUGCCUCCGGUCCAGUGAUGUGUAUAUACACAACUACAGGUAACGGAGAUGGGCAAGUAUUGUUUGGAGUAAAGGUGAGGAACAGUCCUGUGUUCCACAAAGUGACGUAAAGAACAUGGCUGAAGACGUUAACAUGUGCUUAUAUUUGGUGGCUAAAUCCUUCAUCCAUUAGCUUCACUGCCUGAGCAUGUUGCCUGUCUGUCAUGGCCUUUACUGGGGAAUAAAGAAUGUAUUUUACCGGGUGUAAACUAUCCUUUGUAUUGUAUAGAGACUCAAGAGUAUUCAGUUUUAGAUAAGUAGAUAAUACAUAAUGUGUAAAAAAUCAUCUGAAUAUAUGCAGACAAAAUAUGUAAUAGGAGAAACUGAAAUAAAACAGUGAGCUUCUGGCAACAUUGGCUUUAUGGUUCAGGGGUUAGCGAUGUUGGUUCAGACUGAAAUAUCUUAACUUUUGAAUGGUGCCCAGGGGACGAACGCUAAUGAUUUUCACGACCCUCUGACUGCUCCAGAAGCGCCACCAGCAGAGCAGUGAAACAUCUUGACAUGUACUUUAUUGAUUGUAACAAACUUUUGUACGGAUGUCGAUUGUUUUCAGAGGCUGAAUCAUACUGACUUUGGUGAUUCCAUGACUUUUCCUCUGUGUGUACCAAAUUUCAUAACAAUCUAUCCAACAGCUGUGCAGAGUGAAAUAUCUGCGCAGCAUGUUAGCGUGCUUACUUGAGCGGUCAGCUCAGAGUACUGCUGUGCUAGACUUUGAAACUAAAUAAAAAAAUUACCACUAAAAACUAUAUGAAAUUUCACAAGCUGGAUGUUAACGCAUUUAUAAAGUUUAUUUCACAGUUUUAUGGUAAUGUGUCUGUAUGUAUUCACAUGAUUUUGUUCAUCAUUUCUUAUUUAUUUGUUCAAUACAUUGAUCCACAAAAUCAAGCAGCCUUUAUUUUUUUUCUUUUCUUCAAGAAAGAUUUGUAAACGGGUUUGACACGGCUUCCUACCUUCCAUUAACACUUGAUACAGAGCCUGUGUCAUGACCGUGUGAGAUUUAAUACUUUAAGUAUAUAUGAACUGUGGCAUAUCAUGAAUUGAACACAAGGUGUUUGUAACGCAAGAUUGAAGGACAGUUCAUGUUUUUUUUUUUUUGCCUCAACUCUAAGUUGCCACGCUCUUGUCAUGAUAUCUGCAAUUUGACAGCUUGAACUAGUCAGUGUUCAAUUUUGUAUAUUUAUUUAUAUAAUUAAUAAUACUUAUAGAGUGAUAUGUACAGUGCUGUGUCUCCUACACCUCUGGAAUUAAUGGGAAUUUUACAUUGAUAUUCUAAAAAUUGAAUAAAAAAAAACCAACAGUG